Messenger RNA from Drosophila hydei, 3157 nucleotides. RefSeq names its product metastasis-associated protein MTA3 (gene MTA1-like). The coding region runs from base 211 to 2886 and encodes 891 amino acids. Gene Ontology annotation, cellular component: NuRD complex; nucleoplasm. Gene Ontology annotation, biological process: negative regulation of transcription by RNA polymerase II. Gene Ontology annotation, molecular function: chromatin binding; sequence-specific DNA binding; zinc ion binding. The record is from RefSeq and is a predicted model, not a curated record. Lineage: Eukaryota; Metazoa; Arthropoda; Insecta; Diptera; Drosophilidae. The transcript has 13 exons.
AUAGUGUGUGUGUGUGUGUGUAUUUUUUUUAGAGUUGUUUCUAAGAUGGCGACGAAAAAAACGCGUCUUAUGUGAAUGCAAAUGCAAUCAUAACAACUUAAAUUUUAUGCUAAUAAAUGUGCGCAAAUCUGAGACAAAACUAUUGAACAACAGUGCUGAAUAAGUGCAGAAUAUUUUACAUGUGAAAUUUGGUGCGAAAGUUUUGUGAAAAUGGCCACAAAUAUGUAUCGAGUCGGAGACUAUGUCUACGUUGAGACAACGCCGAAUAGUCCCUUCCUGAUACGCCGCAUCGAGGAGUUGAAUAAAAACCAAACCGGCAAUGUGGAAGCGAAGGUCAUGUGCUUCUACCGGCGUCGUGAUCUGCCCAACCCGCUUGUACAGCUGGCCGAUAAGCAUCAACUGGCAACCGCCGAGGACUCACCGCUGGCGAUGAAACUGAAGAAAACCUGGCUUAGAACACCGGUGGGCGAAGAGCAGGCGGCGCAAGCUGUCCUCGAUCCCUCAAUAGCUGCACUCGAGGAGGAACGCACCAGUCCGACGCAAGCGUCUGCCGCCGCCGCCGCCAACAACAAUUCCAGCACCAAUAACAAUACCAACAAUAAUAACAAUAAUAAUAAUAACAACAAUAAUAACAGCGCUGCGAGCGGCGCUGCUUCUGCUGCUGCUGGUGGCGCUGGUGGAGAUGGAGAGAAGAGCGACGCGCUAACCAGCAAACAGCGAUACCAGAUCAAACAUCGGGAGCUGUUUCUAUCGCGACAAGUUGAGUCGAUACCCGCCACACAAAUCCGAGGGAAGUGCUCCGUGACGCUGCUCAACGAGACGGAGUCACUGCAAAGCUAUCUCAAUAAAGACGACACAUUCUUCUACUGUCUGGUCUUUGAUCCGAAUCAAAAAACGUUGCUUGCCGACAAGGGCGAAAUACGUGUCGGCAGUCGCUAUCAGUGUGAUAUACCCGCCAAGCUAAAAGAUACCGCCACAGAUGAACGUAAACUGGAGGAGCUGGAGUCGCUUGUAUGGACGCCGGAACAUAGUUUGACCGAUCGCAAAAUCGAUCAAUUCCUUGUUGUGUCGCGUUCCAUUGGCACUUUUGCCCGCGCCCUCGACUGCAGCAGUUCAGUAAAGCAGCCCUCAUUGCACAUGUCCGCAGCGGCCGCUAGUCGAGACAUAACGCUGUUUCACGCCAUGAACAUUCUGCACCAGCACGAUUACUCAAUUGAUGAGGCCAUGUCCUCGCUAGUUCCUUCCACUGGGCCAGUUCUCUGUCGCGACGAAAUCGAAGAUUGGAGCGCAUCGGAAGCAAAUCUCUUUGAGGAGGCGCUAGAUAAAUAUGGCAAAGACUUUAAUGACAUACGACAAGAUUUUCUUCCUUGGAAAACGCUAAAGCAAAUUAUUGAAUAUUACUAUAUGUGGAAGACCACCGAUCGGUAUGUGCAGCAGAAACGCGUUAAGGCUGUCGAGGCGGAACUCAAGCUCAAACAAGUCUAUAUACCGCAAUAUAAUAACAAUGGCAAAGGCAACGGUGCCAGCGUGAAGUCAGGCAGUGGCGGCGGACCUGGCGGCAUCUACAAUGGCACCACCAAUGGCGGCGCCGAUCUGUCCAACAAUGGUAAACCGUGCGAAUCGUGCGGGACAACUAAAUCAUCACACUGGAAUUCCUUUAGCAAUGGUCAUCUGCCAAGUCGACUAUGUCAGAGCUGUUGGGACUAUUGGCGAAAAUAUGGCAGUAUGAAAUCUGCGCAUAAGGUUGAAGCUAACGAUGGCGAGGCUAAGAAGAAGGCUGCCAUUGCAGCAGCGACUCCAGUAGCAGCGUUAGCUGCAACAGGCACCACCACCGCUGUGGUUGAUCUUAACGAUGAUGAGAAAGUUAGUGAUCUAAGCAAUCGUCAAUUGCACAGGUGUUCCAUUGUCAACUGCGGCAAAGAGUUUAAGCUGAAGACCCACCUGGCGCGCCAUUACGCACAAGCGCAUGGCAUUGCCAUCAGUUCAGGAUCGCCGCGGCCCAUCAUGAAGACGCGCACUGCCUUCUACUUGCACACGAAUCCCAUGACCCGUGUGGCACGCAUUGUUUGCCGAAGUAUUGUGAAACCCAAGAAGGCGGCGCGGCAGAGUGCAUACGCAAUUAAUGCGCUGUUGGUCAAACAAGAAUUUACGAAUCGUAUUAGCGGCAAAUCGCAGGCGGAUAUAAAAAAAAUGCUUUUGCUCAAGCCCAAGGAUCGGGGCAGUGUCACAAAAAUUGCAAAUCGAUUGGGUGCACCUGGCAGCGGUCCGCAUGAAUGGCUGGUGCUGACGCCCAAGGAUAAAAUGCCACAGCCCGUUGUUGUCUCAUUCCCAAAGCCGCCCAAAGGACCAGAUGGAAGUUUGCUCUACGAGCGUGUGCCCAAUAAAACGCCCGAUGUGGUUGCAGUGCCCGUUGUGGCUGACAAAGAACUAACCAUAAUUCCAGCGCAAGCAACGUCUACGAUACGUAAACGUGCGCACGAGGAACAGCAACUCAAUGGCACCGAAGUAACAAUUGUGCCCAGUGGGCCACCAGCCAAACGCCCCAACAAGGAUCCCAUGCCCUCGCAUUGCCCCAGCCCGGAGCAGUUUGCUGCAAUGAUGGCAGCAUCUGGCCAGCCCCUCUCUAGACAUCACCUUAAUGGGAAGCAAAAAAUUGCGCAAAUGGCACGUGGCGGCAAUGGACGCAAGCAAGUUAUUAGUUGGAUGGAUGCACCGGACGAUGUUUACUUUAGAGCCACAGACGUACACAAAAAAACACGAAAAAUACUCUCAGCUGUGGAUCUGCGUCGUGCGGCGCGCAAACCAUGGCGUUCACUGCCCAUCAAGUCAAUGGCCCCCGAGCCGAGCAGCAAACCUAUUGAAUCACAAAUCGUAAUACUGGACUGACCGUCUUCGGCAGAUACAUCAGCGUCCGCAUCAGCUCCAUUUGCAGCAGCAGCAACAGCGACAAAAUUGCUGUCAUAUUCAGCCAACAGAUUUGAACAGCAACAGCCACAUCCGCCAUUUCCAUAUACAAUGGAUGCAUUGCUAAACUAGUGACCCAGAUUCUGUCUUUCAGUGGCUUGCCAUGUACAUAAAUACAUACAUACAACCAUACAUACAUCCCCUGCAUGCUAAAAACAAGAAGAAGAAAAACAGAAAACCCAAAAAAAAAAAA